This is a messenger RNA of Diplodia corticola, 2163 nucleotides long. Its product is annotated as translation initiation factor eif-2b epsilon subunit. The record is from RefSeq and is a predicted model, not a curated record. Lineage: Eukaryota; Fungi; Ascomycota; Dothideomycetes; Botryosphaeriales; Botryosphaeriaceae. Bases 1 to 2163 code for a protein of 720 amino acids. The transcript is spliced from 5 exons. Gene Ontology annotation, molecular function: translation initiation factor activity; guanyl-nucleotide exchange factor activity; translation initiation factor binding. Gene Ontology annotation, biological process: biosynthetic process. Gene Ontology annotation, cellular component: eukaryotic translation initiation factor 2B complex.
AUGGGACCCAAGGCGAAGAAAGGCGCUUCCAACGACCGGCAGCGGGCUGCGGAGGAAGAAGUCGAGGAUCCUCUCCAGGCUGUGAUACUCGCUGAUCCCUUCGAGACGCGCUUCCACCCAUUUACCCUCGAACGUCCCCGGUGUCUUCUCCCUCUCGCAAACACCCCGCUCAUUGAAUACACCUUCGAGUUCCUCGCCAACGCAGGCGUGCAGGAGGUCUUUGUGUGUUGCGGUGCCCAAACCGACCUCGUCGAGGAGUACAUCCAAAACUCGAAGUGGUAUUCGCCGUCGUCGCCAUUUUCCAAAGUCGAGCUCGUGCGGUCAGCCUCCCACACGAUCGGUGAUGCCAUGCGUGAUCUCGACCAGCGCGCAUUCCUCGUAGGAGACUUCCUCGUAGUGUACGGCGAUGUCAUCAGCAACCUGCCGCUCGAAGCGGCGCUAGCGGCGCACAGAGCACGGCGAGCGAAGGACAAGAAUGCGAUCAUGACCAUGGUGUUGAGGGAAGCAGGCACAGCCCAUCGUACCAAGGCGCAGGAGGCGCGGCCGGUUUUCGUCGUUGAUCCGACCAAGGAUCGCUGCUUGCACUUCGAGCAAAUGCAUUCCAGAGAGCAUUCAGAGAAGCAUUUCGUCAGCAUCGCACCGGAUUUACUUGCCGAAAACACGGAGCUCGAGGUCCGCACCGAUCUGAUCGACUGCGGCAUCGACAUUUGCACUCCAGACGUCUUGGCGCUGUGGAGUGACAACUUCGAUUUCCAGGCUCCACGAAGGGGUUUCCUGCACAGCGUGCUGAAAGACUACGAGCUGCAUGGCAAGACAAUUCACACCCACAUUGUAGACGAUCACUAUGCGGCACGCGUCCGGAACCUCCAUGCGUACGACUCGGUAAGCCAGGACGUCAUUUCUCGGUGGGCCUACCCGCUCUGCCCGGACAGCAAUCUCCUGCGUGGCCAGACGUACAGAUUCCAGAAGGGCAAUAUCUACAAGGAAGACGGCGUCAUCUUGGCAAGGUCGUGCGUGGUGAAUCGCGGUACGGUCAUUGGCAAGGACAGCAGCAUUGGAGACGGCAGUGUCGUGUCGAACAGCAUAAUUGGCCGCAUGUGCUACAUUGGAAGAAACGUUACCAUUGAAGGAGCAUACAUUUGGGACCACGCAGUGAUUGGCGACAACACUGUCAUCAAGAAGGCCAUCGUUGCCAACGAAGCAAGCAUUGGCAAGAGAUGCACGAUCGAACCCGGGGCUCUUGUUUCAUACGGUGUGCGGAUAGCCGACGGUGUCACCAUCGAUGGUUCGAGUAGGAUUACCCGAGCGAAGAGGAAAAGGGAAGAAGGCGAGGAAGUCGAGAGAGCGGCGCCCGACUUCAAGGUUGUCGGCGAGAAGGGCGAUGGCAUCGAAUACGUGGAUCCCGACGAGGACGAUGUGGACGAGAUCGUCGAAGGUCUCGUCUCGAAGAAGUCUAUCUACAACCUUGGGCGCCUCUCUUUGUCUGUCGAGUCGAUUUCCACGCUCAAUUCGGAGUCAGACAUCUCGGAUGAAGGGCUGCACCACGACAGAUCGAGAGGAGGAAGCUUUGUCUCAAUCAACUCUGACACGUCGAGCCAUCAUGCUGCCAAUUUCGACCACGAAGCAGUCGACAGCAUGCUUGACUCAUUCCGCAAGGGCGAUGAUUCAGCAAACAUUCAGCUGGAGCUGGCGUCUCUCCGCAUGACGACCAACGCGUCAGAGCAUCAGGUGCGACGUGCACUUGUCAUAGCUCUGGUGCGGCGCAUAUGCGAGGUGGUCCAGGCCGGACAAGGCAUCAAGCAAGCCGCAGAGCAGGUUCUCAGCCCACACCAGAGCUUGAUCUCCCGGACCAUGUUCGACAAGGACACGUCGAGCAAAGUCGAUCAGGUCGACUUCCUGUUGCUGCUCCAAACGGAUCUGGUGCACCGCAACGACGGAGACAGCAUGCUGCUCCAUGCAUCGAUGAAGCUGUAUGAGAUGGACGUGCUGGAGGAGGAGGCGAUCCAGCAGUGGUGGUCGGACGCCAAGUCCAGCGAGAACGAGGGUCUGCAGAAGGUCAGAAGCAAGACGCAGCAGUUCAUCGACUUCCUGGCCCAGUCGGACGACGAGAGCAGCGAGGAGGAGGACGAGGACGAAGACGAAGACGAAGACGAAGACGAGUGA